GCUGGCUCUUGCACUUGGGGGCUUUUCCUUUCCUCUCCCGUCUGUGUUCUGGUUCUGAAUUCAUCCAGGGUCCAGGAUGACAAUCCGACACCAGGGCCAGCAGUACAGGCCGAGGAUGGCAUUUCUCCAGAAGAUUGAGGUGCUAGUGAAGGACAUGCAGCACCCAGAGUCGGGGGUCAAAAUGCAGAACCAGAAGGUCCUGGUCACCAGCGUCCCUCAUGCCAUGACAGGAAAUGAUGUUCUACAGUGGAUCGUCCAGCGACUUUGGAUCUCCAAUCCGGAGGCACAGAACUUAGGCAACUUUAUUGUCAAGUAUGGCUACAUUUACCCCUUGCAAGACCCCAAGAAUCUCGUUCUCAAACCUGACGGCAGCCUCUACCGAUUUCAGACGCCGUACUUCUGGCCCACUCAGCAGUGGCCGGCUGAAGACACAGACUAUGCCAUCUAUCUAGCCAAGCGAAAUAUCAAGAAGAAAGGGAUUUUAGAAGAAUAUGAAAAGGAAAAUUACGAUUUCUUGAACAAAAAAAUUAACUACAAGUGGGACUUUGUCAUUAUGCAGGCUAAAGAGCAGUACAGGACUGGAAAGGAAAGGAAUAAAGCAGACAGGUAUGCAUUGGAUUGCCAGGAGAAGGCAUAUUGGCUGGUCCACCGAUGCCCUCCAGGAAUGAACAACGUGCUGGACUAUGGCCUGGACCGAGUGACCAAUCCGAAUGAAGUUCAGGUAAACCAGAAACAAACAAUCACUGCUGUCAAAAAAGAGAUCAUGUAUUACCAGCAGGCCUUAAUGAGGUCCACGGUGAAGUCUUCGGUGUCCCUUGGAGGGAUCGUCAAAUACAGUGAGCAGUUUUCAUCCAAUGACGCCAUCAUGUCAGGCUGCCUCCCCAGCAAUCCUUGGAUAACAGAUGACACCCAGUUCUGGGAUUUAAAUGCCAAAUUGGUGGAGAUCCCAACCAAGAUGCGGGUAGAGCGAUGGGCCUUCAACUUCAGUGAAUUGAUCCGAGACCCCAAGGGUCGACAGAGCUUCCAGUACUUUCUCAAGAAAGAAUUCAGUGGGGAGAAUCUGGGAUUCUGGGAAGCCUGUGAGGAUCUGAAGUAUGGAGAUCAGUCCAAGGUCAAGGAGAAAGCAGAAGAGAUUUACAAGCUAUUCCUGGCCCCAGGGGCGAGGCGGUGGAUCAACAUAGACGGCAAAACCAUGGACAUCACUGUCAAGGGGCUGAGGCAUCCCCACCGCUACGUGCUGGAUGCUGCGCAAACCCACAUUUACAUGCUCAUGAAGAAGGAUUCUUAUGCUCGCUAUUUAAAAUCUCCAAUCUAUAAGGAAAUGCUGGCCAAAGCUAUUGAACCUCAGGAAACCACCAAGAGAAGCUCCGGCCUCCCGUUUAUGCGGCGUCACCUGCGCUCCAGCCCAAGCCCCGUCAUCCUGAGGCAGCUGGAAGAAGAAGCCAAGGCUCGAGAAGCAGCCAACACGGUGGACAUCACCCAGCCGGGCCAGCACGCUGCUCCCAGCCCCCACCUGGCUGUGUACACCGGGACCUGCGUGCCCCCCUCUCCUUCCAGCCCCUUCUCCCCCUCCUACCGCUCCCCCAAGAGGCCCUUCCCCUCACCAGGCCGCUUCAUCCGGCGGCCCAGCAGCACCGUCUGCCCCUCGCCCGUUAGAGUGGCCUUGGAGAGUUCCCCGGGCUCGGAGCAGAAGGCGGAGGCCAGCGGAUCCAAGGCCCAAGGUGGGCCUGCCAACACCGAGAGCAGCGAGGCCUCCAUCGACCACUCCCAGCCCCGGCCCCCACGCAGGGCCCCUCCCAAGGCCCGCAUGGCUCUGUCCUUCAGCAGGUUUCUGAGACGAGGCUGUUUGGCUUCACCAGGCUUUGCCAGGCUCUCACCCAAGUGCCCCCCUGUGUCCCAUGGGAAGGUGCAGCCCCUGGGGGACGUGGGCCAGCAGCUGCCCCGGCUGAAACCCAGGAGAGUAGCAAACUUUUUCCAGAUCAAAAUGGACCUGCCUACGGAGAGUGGGACCUGCCUGAUGGACUCGGAGGACACUGGGACAGGAGAAUCGGGUGACCAGGCCACAGAAAAGGAGGUCGUCUGUCCCUGGGAGAUCCCGGCCGAGGGGAAAGCUGGCUGA
Molecule: messenger RNA, 2119 nt
Organism: Diceros bicornis minor
Lineage: Eukaryota; Metazoa; Chordata; Mammalia; Perissodactyla; Rhinocerotidae
Gene: RGS9
Product: regulator of G protein signaling 9
Exons: 19
Coding region: 77-2119 (680 amino acids)
Biological process (GO): G protein-coupled receptor signaling pathway; intracellular signal transduction; regulation of G protein-coupled receptor signaling pathway
Source: RefSeq, a predicted model, not a curated record